GCCGCUAUGGCGGAGGUGGAAUCACGCUUCCUGCACCUCCUGCAGCCCAUCCGCGACCUCACCAAGAACUGGGAGGUGGAUGUGGCUGCCCAGCUCGGGGAGUACCUGGAGGAGCUGGAUCAAAUCUGCAUUUCCUUUGACAAUGGCAAAACCACCAUGAACUUCAUAGAAGCAGCCCUGCUGAUCCAGGGCUCUGCCUGCGUCUACAGUAGGAAGGUGGAGUAUCUCUACUUGCUGGUCUACCAGAUGCUCGACUUCAUCUCCAAUAAAAAGCGGGAAAAACAGCCCUGCUCCUUGGGGAAGGACGGCAAAGACACCGAUGCGAGCUUUGGGGCUGACAAGGAGGAGUUUCUCUCCCUGGACGACAUUGGGGACAGCAGCCAUGUGAGCGUGGACAUGAAGAAGGAUCAUCAGCCCAAAACUGUGAAUGUCAUUCCCUUGACUCCGAUGUCUUUGGUCCCCCCAGAAGAGGCUGACAAGAGGGACAACCCUCUGUUCAGCCGGAAAGGGGAGAUCCUCGCCAGCCGGAAGGAUUUCCGGAUGAACAUGAGCACCCCUCACACCACCGGAGCCUUCCUGCUGGAGCCGGCAGGCCUCUCCCCCAUCUGCCCACAGGAGCAGCAGCUUGAAGUGAGCCCCGGCAGAGUGGCAGGAGCACCGUCCUGCGUCCUCGGCAGCAGGAGGGAUUGUGUCAGCACUGGCAGGGCUCCCGUCCAGGCGCUGAGCUUUUCCACAGACAGAGGUGCCACAGGACCAGACGAUGCUGACAGCAGAGAUGACGACAUGCCCGGGGCCCUGGAGGAUGAUGUGGAAAUGACUCUGGCUCCUAACGAACACAUUGAGGUGCAGAGGAGCGUGCCCCGGACGAAGGGGUAUGUGCUGCGGGAGCGAGCCCCUGCCGAGGACCCCAAAGCCCGCCUCAAGGAGAUGCUGGAUCCGUGGCAAAGCCUCGACCCCUUCGGUGACUCCGAGGACAAGCCGUUUAAGAAAGGGAGACCCUUCCUGGUGCCACAUGGCCUGGACGAUGUCGUUGGUGGCAAGCGGAAGAGGAAGGGACCGAGGAAGCUCCAGGACUUCAUGGAAUGGUUCUCUGCAGCCUAUAACAACGUCACUGACAGCAGGAAAACCAGGAGGAAAGGGCCGACAUUUGCAGAUCUGGAGGUGCUGUACUGGAAGGAGCAGAAGUUGCGGAUGGCGGCACAGAGGAAGCUGCAGAGCCGGGCGGAGCUGCUGUGUCCACUGCCGCGUGAGGAGGAGCCAGCUCUGCUGGAGGAGGAACGCGGGGCUGACUGCGACGAAGGAGCAGGUGACUUCAUGGAGUACGAGGACAUCCAGGCUGAGGGUUUGGAGGAGCUGGGGGAAGGAGCCCUGGGCCCCCCCGACCUGGGCUCGCUGGGCUACGAGGAGCUGGUGCGCAGGAACGUGGAGCUGUUCAUCGCCAACUCCCAGAAGUACGCACAGGAGACGGAGCUGUCCCAGCACAUCCGCUGCUGGGAGGAGAGGAUUGGGCCGCUGCUGCAGGAACAGGAGGAGCGAGCCACCUUUGACAUCCACGGCUACGGGGACACGCUAGCGAGCAGCUGCAGGCGCCUGGGCGAGUGGCGGUCCUUCGCCAGCCUGGUGGCGGGGGAGCCCCCCUUCGAAGUGUGCCGCUACAUGCUGGCCACCCUCCAGCUGGCUAACGACUCCGUGGUGGAGCUGGCGCAGGACCCGGGACUGGAGCAGGCGCUGGACACGGCACGCCUGCGGCUCCUCACCCACCAGCGGCCGCAGGAGCGCUUCCACGCCUUCCAGCCCCCCUCCGCCUGCCCCUGA
Haliaeetus leucocephalus (bald eagle) is the source of this 1815-nucleotide messenger RNA. RefSeq names its product non-SMC condensin II complex, subunit H2 (gene NCAPH2). Gene Ontology annotation, molecular function: chromatin binding. NCBI's taxonomy places the organism in Eukaryota, Metazoa, Chordata, Aves, Accipitriformes, Accipitridae. Gene Ontology annotation, cellular component: condensin complex; nucleus. The record is from RefSeq and is a predicted model, not a curated record. The coding region runs from base 7 to 1815 and encodes 602 amino acids. The transcript is spliced from 20 exons. Gene Ontology annotation, biological process: meiotic chromosome condensation; mitotic sister chromatid separation.